Syngnathoides biaculeatus (alligator pipefish) is the source of this 3203-nucleotide messenger RNA. RefSeq names its product CD8a molecule (gene cd8a). The transcript is spliced from 6 exons. NCBI's taxonomy places the organism in Eukaryota, Metazoa, Chordata, Actinopteri, Syngnathiformes, Syngnathidae. The record is from RefSeq and is a predicted model, not a curated record. The coding region runs from base 2044 to 2730 and encodes 228 amino acids.
GAUUUAUAGGAGACACUUUAAAAUGACUCCACUUCCUGAAGUAAAUGCUACUCGUGUAAUGAAUCACAAAUGCAGGAACUUAAAAGUAAUUGUUGUCAAUUUCUUUCAUUCAUUCAAAACAAAAAGCAUUUUGUUUUGUCCCCGGCAGCCCCACCCCCAUGAAAAGCAACACCAAAACAUGGCAUUAUCAAACAUUCAAACUUUUGCUUUCAAUUUCAAAGUUUCUACCAACCAAUUAUGUCUUCUCUGAAGCUCCAUCAAAAUAAAAUAAUGUGUUUCUUCUUAUCCAGCUCAGAGUGACGUGAAAAUGUCUCAGUCAGUUCCUCAAUAUUAUUUUAGAAGGGUUCAAUUAUGUAUGUGCAAAUAAAAAUUUAAAUUAAUUGCCGUUUAAUGGGUUGAAAUAUUUUAUUUUUUCACAUUUUGCCAUGUGCACCGUCACUGAGCAGAAACUCAAACUUUGCUGGCAGCUUUACCGUCGAACUACACCAUCAUUGACUUGUGACAAAACAGACUUUUGGUCUUCCCUGCAGUGAUGAAGCAGAUAUCCCCAAUAACUUAAAACAAAGGCAGCAGGAGUGCCGUCAUAAAAAACAAACCCAAAAAAAACCCCACAAAAAAAAAAAAACAUUUAAUCAUAUUAAAAGUGAAACAUUAACAGGCUGAAAAGUAUACAGUAAUCGCAAUCCUCUGUAUUUGUUCUGCUACCACCCACGCUGCCAACUACUAAACUUGUGUACUAUAUUUACUUUCCAUCAAUAAAGAGGAAAUGAGGGAGAUGUUAAAGAAGAUUUGAACGACAAGUGGAAACUUUACCUACAACCCAGUAAAGUUGCCACGUUGUGUUAAACCUUAAAAAAAUUAAUCCCAUGAUUUGCAAAUCACGUUCAACCUAUAUUUAAUGGAAUACACUGCAAAGACAAGAUAUUUAAUGUUCAUUCUGUUUACUCCAUCCAUUUUCUGAGCCGCUCAUCCUCACAAGGGUCGCAGGAGUGCCUAUCCCAGCCUAACCUUUCUUUGCCCCCAAGUUACUCAACGACUGGUGUAGUAACACCAGGAUCAUCGACGCCCGCUGCUCUCCUCAUUUAGCGGUUCUUGCAGUCUCGUGCAGACCUGCUAGCGGCAGCCAUUGUGAUUGUUGUUAGCGCAGCACUUAGCCAUCUGUUUACAACUGUAAACUAAACUAAAAUAAAGCUCGCCCACCCCGACGGAUCCGUUUAUUGUUGCUGAUGACUUCAAUCGAGCGUGUUUAAAGAGUUUUCUCCCCAAGUUCGUCCACUUUGUGAAGUCUACCACCGGAGGGGAUUAAACCCUGGAUCAUGUCUACUCCAACAUUAAACGCCCUUCUUCCUGGAUGGCCGAUUCCAUGUUUGCAUGUCCAUCACCGCCACAUUCACCCCCCCUACUAGAAGACAAACAAGGCCACAAACUAAGACAAUUACAGCAUGGCCUGAGAAUCCUCUUUCUCACCUGCAGGGCUGUUUUGUAACCAUCCGGUUGAGUCACUGCCGUUUUCUUUGGGUAAUCUUUUUUGGCUCCAUGUUAAGUGGGUUAAGUGAACCGUGUUGUAUGGGGGGUACACGAGGUGUACGUUAUUUCUUGCCUCCUGGAAUUUUUUUUCCAUCAUGUCAUUCUUUUUCUCUUUUUUUUUUAGCUUAUUUAUUCGACUUUAUUUUGUCACAACAGAUUAUGUUUGGGGGAUUUCUCGACAGGCCAAAGAUUCAACUAUUUGCAUACAAGCAAUUAAAAAGUAAGUACUAUUCAUUACUAUUGUCUUUUACCGCCCUUCUAAUGUCGAGGUCUAGCAAGGCGAUUCAAGGCAUGUGAUGCAGUACAUUUGUCAUUGUCAGCAUUUGGUGGCAACAGAAAUGUGUAAAAGACAGAUGACAUGCAGGCCUGCUCCUCUGUCACCAUUAUGUAGAACACGACCUCGAUGGAGAGGUUGUCUAAAACGUUUGAGGCACCUCACGAGAGGCGUGGUCCUCGUGUCCUCUCUUGCAAGCAGAUUUCCUCCCCUGACAGCAUGAACACAUCCUCUACGUAGUCAUGCACUUUAAAAUGGAUCAGCAGUGGAUCUGCAUCCUGGCAACGCUGUCGUUUUACAACAAGUUAACAGCAGGAGAUAGUAGCGAGCUUGUCAUCAAAGAUGGAUACAAGGUUGAAGUGAGAUGCAGGCCCUCUGACAUCGGCACCAUUGUCAUGUGGUUUCGAGUACUGGACAAAUCCGGCAUUGAGUUCCUGGCGUCUUACACCAAUAACGGCAUCAGGAAGUAUGUGAGCGGCUCCUUCUCGUCCCACUUCAGUGACCUACGAAUCCGUGAUGACAUCCUCAUUCUAAAGUCCUUCAGCAAAGGUCGUGACAGCGGCACUUACAGUUGCGCAACUCUUAAAAACAACGAACUUAAAUUCGGCCCGCUCAUCAGACUGACAGUUGAGGCUGCCUCCAAACCUACUGUGGCCCCCACUGCCAAAUUUCAGCCACCCUCAACCGCUUUACCGUGUGCCUGUGAGAAUCUUACAAAGCAAGGUGACUCCAUGUCGUGUAAUCCCAUUAUAGUUAUUCCACUAGCAGGCAGUUGUGGCAUACUUCUCCUAUUCAUCCUCAUUAUUGUGGUGUACUGCAACCGUGUGAGAACACGUAGGUGCCCGCAUCACUACAAAAAGAGGCCAAUGAAGAAAAUUGCUCGUGGAAAACAGCAACAACAGCAGCAGCAGCAACAACAGCACAAUUGAUCACUUUCCACAUUAUAAACAUUCGACUGUCGACAGCAUUUCUUCCAGAACAGUAGUUUUUCGAGUAAUCAUCAGGUCCAUUUUUACAAAUCCCUUCAGUAUAGUUAGUUCAGUUUUAGUGGCGACAAGACUUCAGUUUAUCUGUAAUAAAUUGAGAUACAUUAUUUCUUCUUAAAUCUCAAAUUAGUAGUAGGACGCAUGAGAAUAAUUUAUGCCCAUUAAAAAAUGAUGAGCAUGUAGACAGACAAAGAAUAUUUUAUUUUGGUAGGCUCAAUAUUUACUUAUCCAUAUCAUACAGAAUAUUCAAAUAUGGAUUUUGUAUUUUUUUUUACUUGAGAUUUCUCAAAAUAAAUGUUUGAAUACAUUUGUUGUACUCUUCACUUUUAAAAUUAAACUACCGCUUUUUAUAACCUUACUGUUUUUGAUUUACAAAUACCCAAUUAGUAUUAAAUUGGUAAGUUUAUUAUUUAUUA